AUGUAAUAAUUAAGCGCUUAUGCCUUACUAUAAGAGUUUGAGAAGCAAAGAGACCUAGAAAUACUAUCGAUUAAGAACGAAUUCUAAAAAGUUUCAACCUAUAUACUUGAAGUGCAUGCUAACGAAUCCAAUAUGAACAAUUCAGCAUUACUUAAAAAUUCCUUUUUUUAAGAUCAUCUGUUGACUGAAAACUCAUUCCUCCAAAUUAUCAAUAAAGGGGUAGUAGACACCUAAAUUGCUACCAUGGGAUCUCCAUUAGCGCCGACAUUGAAUGAGCAUAAUUUAAAAAGUCAAGACGAUGUUUAUAAAUUCAUAGUCAGAAAAUUAGAUAACACUUUCAUUGUCCAAGAGAUCAGACACAAUUCUUUUACAGCUAGUGUAAGUUAUUGUGACAUCUUAAAAUCAUUUAUUAUUUCAUCCAGUGGAUAAACAAUUAUAUGUGAGGACAGGAAUGAUGUUUCUAAGUACAAUUAAAUAAAAGGGUUCGAAAGGGCUUGUAAAGUAGCUAUAUCAUUCUUUGAUGCUUAUCAUAAAAUGAAUCAUAAUCAGCAGAUCAAUUUUGCCAAUGAUCUAAUACAUAGAAGUCUAGUUGGAUGUAGAAACAAAUAAAAUAUUAUUGAAUGGUAUUCAAUAAUGGAACAUUACAAUUCUUAAAGGAUGUUACCACCAUAUGUAGUUAACAAUUUUUUGAAUCACUACAAUUUGGAAACUGCUAAAUCUUAUGAACAACAAACCACUCUAAAGAAUUUCCCAUAAAUAUAUGACUCAAUUUAUAACGAACUCAUAGAUUAAUACCAUGAUUAUUUUAAAGGAAAAACUAUUUAUUUUUGGAAAGAUGAUAAAUACUUAGGGAAUUGUUACAUUCCUUCCAAACAUUUCGAAGUUUUAAGAUAAAUCAAAAUCUACGUAAACAAUUAGAAUUCAAACUUUUUUGAGGAUAACCCUCCAAAAUUUCUCUCAUAAUAUAAUUUAAAUUAAUAAGAAUACAAGUUUUAUUUUAAAUGCAUAAAGCUGAUGUUUAGUAUUCCCUUUAAUGCAAGAGUUGACUAUAGUUUCAUUAAUUUGUCUACUACUGUUUUCAACUGUGUUCAUAAAAGGAUAACUAGAAUACCAAAAAGAUAAGAUUAUCAAUACACUCUUGCCUAGUGUUUGUAAACCAAAACUACUAUUGCAGUUUUGAUUCCAGUCGGUAUCAAUGGAAUGGGUUAUGGUAAGAUCUGUUAAACGAUAAUGGCAACUUAUGAAGGAGUUAAAAUAGUAAGUAAAAUUGAUCAGGUUAAUGAUAAUCAUCAACUUUAUUUGUUUGAUCAAGUAUGUUCUCUUAAAUAAUUGAAAUAAACUCAUGACUCAUUAAAGAAACUGCCAUAUGAGAUUAGAAGUAUUGCUCUAUAUCCAGAAUGCUCACAUGGCUAUUUAUCAGAAAAUCAAUUUAGAUUUCCAUUCUCUUUCAAAUUUAUUAUGUUUUGCUUAUUGUCUGUGUUGGAUCAUAGAGAUCAAGUAAAUCAAAUAAUAAAGUAAUUAAAAGAAUUUGAGAAUCAGAGACUUAAAAAUCUUCCAUCUGAUUAUUAAAUUGGUUGUCAUUACAUCCCAGAAUCAAAGGAGACUAAUGAUCUUUAUAGCGAGAUAGUGGAGUAGGAUUUCAAAGCAGCCUUUUCAUUCAAUAAUGAGUAAUUGAUAGAGAGUUUAUCCUUAUACAAAGACUCUGUAGGAAAUAUCUCUCAAACACACUUUUUGGAUCAAGCCAGGAAUAUAAUUAAUGUAGUUGAGGAGAAAGUUUAAAUUUGUUUAACGAGAAAGCCAUAAUAAUUGUAAAAUAAAACAAAUAAAAAAUAUAAUCGGGAAUAUGGAUUGUUUAUUUAAAAUCCGAAUUGGGAUGAUAUAGAUAAUUUCAUUUUGGAUGGUCUUGAGAUCAUUUUAAAGUAAUACCCAAAAGAUUCCAAUGUUAAUUUAAUGUAUCAAUAAUUAGAAACCUAAUUAUUUAAAAAAAGCAACCUAUAGACUUAUUUCAAAGAAAAUAAUCCUUACAUGUUAUCAAGAAAAACUGACAAAAAACACUGGCAUGCAUAAGUGGAAGUAGUAGUGAUCGUUGUUGAUGGAAUCGUAAUUUUAUAUCCAGAGGACUUAGGGUUAAAUCAAAUAUAAGAUAUUCCAAUUUAUUCUAGUAAGAUUGAAGUGACAAAAUCAAAUAGGAUUGCUAAAUUGGUAAAGCGGGAUGUGGAAAAGUUGUAUGACAAGAAAAUAAAGGAGGAAACGUUUUCUGAAUUGGAAAUAAAGAUCGACUAUUCAAUGUGGAAGGUAUUCUUGGUGAAAUUGAAGCCAAUCAAGAUUAAUUUAGUUGAGGAUUUAGUUGAUUGA
Molecule: messenger RNA, 2355 nt
Organism: Paramecium tetraurelia
Lineage: Eukaryota; Ciliophora; Oligohymenophorea; Peniculida; Parameciidae
Exons: 3
Source: RefSeq, a predicted model, not a curated record